AUGAAGAAGAGCUCGACACUUGAAAAAUUCAAGUCAGUCGUUGCGGUCUCAUCCACUUUUCCACAUUUCCAACCGCCAGCAGUUUCAAUCAUUGCAAAGAAGAUGACGACAUUGAAAAUGACCAAGCCCCAACCUGUGAGCCCAUGCACCAUGAUUACCAAACCCUAUGAGUGUGAGGACAUUGCCGAGACUGAAGCUGAGACUUCAGAUCAGUCGGAAGAUCCGCUAAGUUCCGCUCCUGAAUCCAGUUGUCUCAGCGACUGGGAUGCAGGCGUGGAAAUCACUCCUAUCGAGAGCAGCUUGCGACAAAUGAGAGUAAGCAUCCCAGAAACGACUGCUGCUAUUGCAGAGAGAAGCGAAUACUUGAAGCAGCCUCCGGUCAACACUUCUCGGCGUAGCUGUCUGAAGACACAACAAGGAAGCAAGCGCCGAACGGGCAUCCACUACACUCGCGAGACAAUGCUUCGCCUGCCAAUGCGCGAGACGCUACUACGAAAACGAAUGUGUGUAUCAUUCAACCCUGCUGUCGUGGUGAGAAGUAUCCGCCCAAUGCGUAUGAUGACUCGGGAGAAGGGAUCGUUGUGGUUCCAACCCGCCGAAUACAGUCGGAUGGCAAAAAGGUGCAACCGUAUUGCCAGAAAUGUAAGGCACGGGGGCGAAGAACAAAAUGGUCGCUCGUUGUGCAGUAGAGGUCUAGAGCAUCUGGUGUACGCAAAUAGCAGAAAAGACGCAAAGUUUGAUGGAUGGUUCAGCGUAUUCAAAGAGCAGAGAACGCAACGACGCGGCGAGCAUUAUGAUGAAGACAGGAUGAGAAUAAUCUAUCAUCUUUCAACCUCGGAAUCAUCGAUGGAGGCUCAGAUACGUGGAAUGGCGGAUGAGCAAGAUAUACAGAAGUACUUGCUAUCUACCCGCAACUCGAGUUUGGAGAAACCCAGCAUAUCGUGA
Molecule: messenger RNA, 945 nt
Organism: Cylindrotheca closterium
Lineage: Eukaryota; Bacillariophyta; Bacillariophyceae; Bacillariales; Bacillariaceae
Source: the annotation of a GenBank genome assembly